GCCUUCCCUCCCACCCCGUCCACACAUACACACACACGGUUGCCGGAAGAAACUUUUGAGCUGCUAAGCCCAUCUCCUCACCUUUCUGCUGGGACGUUGAAGCUCCUGCCCUCCGCAGUCCCGGACGCCUGUCACGGGGAUGGGCCUGGCCAUCAGCUAUGGAGAAGGACGCGGCCACAUCUCCACAUGAUCCUUCCCGAAUAACAGCAGGGCCACCUCCAGACACGUGGCCCAGUGCCUCGGUCUCGGUGCCAGACCUGCAUCGGUCUGGGAGGAAGCCGGCUCUGCGGGGGGCGAUUUGAGGGCUGGGCUUGCAGCCCCCGACUUCGCCUCUUCUCUGCUCACACCCAUGCCCGACGCCUCCGAGGACUCUGCUGUAUUCACGUCUGGAAAACCGGCACUGAGCCAGUCACUGUGGCCUCCUCACGUCUGGACACUGUCCUGUGGCUCCGGUGGCCGCCUGGAGCCCGGCGGCUGACACUGGGGGGCCGGAAGGGAAGCAGCCAGGGGCUGUGGGCAGGGGAAGAGCCCGGGCUCCCGCGAUGGCGUCCAACGACACGGCCUCGUCCGCCUGUCUGGACUCGGCCGCCUUCAAGGUUGCCGUCAGCACGGUGCUCACGGCCCUCAUCCUGGUCACCGUCGCCGGCAACGUGGUCGUCUGCCUGGCCGUCGGCCUGAACCGCCGGCUUCGCAGCCUGACCAACUGCUUCAUCGUGUCCUUGGCCGUCACCGACCUGCUCCUCGGCCUCCUGGUGCUGCCCUUCUCAGCCCUCCACCAGCUGUCCUGCAGGUGGAGCUUCAGCCAGGCCUUCUGCAACAUCUACACCAGCAUGGACGUGAUGCUGUGCACGGCCUCCAUCCUCAACCUCUUCAUGAUCAGCCUGGACCGGUACUGCGCCGUCACGGCCCCCCUGCGCUACCCCGUGCUGGUCACCCCUGUCCGGGUCGCCGCCUCCCUGGUCUUGAUCUGGGUCGUGUCCAUCACCCUGUCCUUCCUGUCUAUCCACCUGGGGUGGAACAGCAGGAACAAGGCCAGCGCCAUCGAGGACACUGCCCCGCACUGCAAGGUCCAGGUCAACCUGGUGUACGGCCUGGUGGACGGGCUGGUCACCUUCUACCUGCCCCUGCUGGUCAUGUGCGUCGCCUACUACCGCAUCUUCAAGAUCGCCCGGGACCAGGCCAAGAGGGUCCACCACGUCAGCUCCUGGAAGGCGGCCACCAUCCGGGAACACAAAGCCACCGUGACGCUGGCCGCCGUGAUGGGGGCCUUCGUCGUCUGCUGGUUCCCCUACUUCACCGCCUUUGUGUACCGCGGGCUGAAAGGGGACGACGCCGUCAACAAGACCUUCGAGGCGGUGGUGCUGUGGCUGGGCUACGCCAACUCGGCCCUGAACCCCAUCCUGUACGCCACGCUGAACAGGGACUUCCGCAGCGCCUACCAGCGUCUCCUGCGCUGCUCGCCCGCCGGCCGCGAGGCCCACGGGACUUCUCUGGUGUCCAGCAGCUCUCGGGUCUCCAGGACUCAAAGCCAAGAGCCCGGGCGGCAGGAAGAGAAGCCCCUGAAGCUGCAGGUGUGCAGGGGGAGCGAGGUCGCAGCGUCCUGGGGAGCCACGGACAGGUAA
Molecule: messenger RNA, 1622 nt
Organism: Pteropus alecto (black flying fox)
Lineage: Eukaryota; Metazoa; Chordata; Mammalia; Chiroptera; Pteropodidae
Gene: HRH2
Product: histamine receptor H2
Exons: 2
Coding region: 543-1622 (359 amino acids)
Biological process (GO): G protein-coupled receptor signaling pathway, coupled to cyclic nucleotide second messenger; gastric acid secretion; positive regulation of vasoconstriction
Cellular component (GO): dendrite; membrane
Molecular function (GO): neurotransmitter receptor activity; G protein-coupled serotonin receptor activity; histamine receptor activity
Source: RefSeq, a predicted model, not a curated record